AUUUUAUGCUUUUCUAUGACAUUUUUAUCCAUAGAGUCAGUCCUUCGUACAUUAAAUCUUGAUACACCGAGGGGUUGUCGUAAUGCGUUAACUGCUGGCGCGGUCGGUUACAGCACCUACAUUUUAUAUCGUUACAUCAUUUACCGGCUCUAUUUACAUCCAGUGAAUCGGAUUCCAGGUCCUUCAGUGGAUUGGAUACCUUUUAUGGGUAAUAUGAAAACGAUACUGCUUGAAGAGCCACCUCUACCCCAGUUACGGUGGACUGAGAAAUACGGUGAUAUCGUGGCCUAUCAUGGCCUGUGGAAUUCGCCUCAUGUUCUAAUCACCGAUCCUGAGAUUUUGAAGGAUGUCUUGACCGUUCGUCACUACGAUUUCAUCAAACCACCCGAUACCACUGCAUUUCUCGUCAGGUUCAUAGGCAACGGUAUUCUCGCUGCGGAAGGAGAGGCGCAUCGUCAUCAACGGAAAAUGUUGAACCCAGCGUUUAGUGUGCAAACCCUAAGGGACAUGGUGCCUUUGAUGAGCGUGCCUGCAGGUCAGCUACGGACCAAAUGGCUCAAUGGAUUGCGAACGGACGAAUGGACCGAGAUCGAUAUUUCCACCGGUCUUUCGUUGGCGGCAUUGGAUGUUAUUGGCAUUGCCGGGUUUGGUGAACAGUUCCGUUGUGUGCAGAAUGCAGGCACACCGAGAGCCAAUCGUUUAGCAGACGCUUACAUGGGCAUUUUCAACAACGACUUUUCCAGUAUGUGGGUGCUUGGGUUCUUUUUUCCUAUUUUGCAGCAACUUCCCACUCCUUACAAUCGCCGAAUCAGACGCUAUUUGCAAUGGAUGCAAGAAGAUAGCCGACAACUGGUGGAACGGGCCAUCGAACAACAUAAGAACGAACCAGAGCAGACGUCUAACAACUUGUUGGGACUCAUGUUGCGUGAAAUUGACGAAACAACCGGUCAGCAGACAACAGUUUCCGAAUUGCAAAAUCAAUGCCUCACCUUUCUUGCUGCUGGACAUGAAACCACAAGCGUGGCAUUAACUUGGUGUCUGUGGUUUUUGGCUCGACAUCAAGAUGUUCAGGAUGAACUGAGAGCUGAAAUCAAAACAACUUUUGAUGACACCGAUAUGGAUCAUCCCAUGUUCACUGACCCGUUGCAUAGCCCAUCCGACUACCGUGCGGAAGAGGCUGAUAUCCCAAAUUACGAGGCGAUUCAUCAGCUUAAACUAUUAAAUAACGUAUGCAAGGAGACACUACGUUUGAUCCCUCCUGUCUCGCUUACGAAUCGUAUGGCUCUCAAAGACAUGAUUUUAGGUCAAUACCUUAUACCCAAAGGCACCGUUCUCAUUUUUAGUCCCAUGGUAACGCAUCAUCUAAAGAGUAUCUGGGGAGACGAUGCCGCCGAAUUCCGUCCUUCCCGCUGGAAUGAACCGGCGGCUGCCAGUAUCAGUCCAUAUACAUAUAUGCCUUUUUUUGCAGGAGGACGCCAAUGUAUUGGUCACCGCUUCGCUAUCAUAGAGAUGAAAAUCAUGCUGUCUUUCCUUCUCCGUGACACGAAAUACACUGAAAUUCCCGGCAUGCAAUUCCAGAAAAAGCAGCAAGUCACGGUUCGUCCUGUGCCCUCCAUGAAGCUACGAGCUCGCAAAAUUUGAAAGCUCCUCAGUAUCACUCCAUAUCAGAAACACAUGUCUUGUAUUUAUCAUCAACGUUAUGUCAUGAUUAUCACCUGCAGUCAAUCAAGUAUCAAAACAAUCAUCCCACCGGUUUC
This is a messenger RNA of Radiomyces spectabilis, 1757 nucleotides long. RefSeq names its product cytochrome P450. Bases 16 to 1641 code for a protein of 541 amino acids. NCBI's taxonomy places the organism in Eukaryota, Fungi, Mucoromycota, Mucoromycetes, Mucorales, Radiomycetaceae. Gene Ontology annotation, molecular function: oxidoreductase activity, acting on paired donors, with incorporation or reduction of molecular oxygen; monooxygenase activity; iron ion binding. The record is from RefSeq and is a predicted model, not a curated record. The transcript has 2 exons.